AUGCCACUAUCCCUCGAGAUAAUCUUAACGCUACUCGCUCUCUCUAUCCCUACAAUUACAGCUUGUAGAGAGGCCUCAAUAUCUGGAGAAAUUCGCUAUCCUCAAGGCACUUGUCCCACAAAGACUGAAGCUUUGAAUGAUUGUAACAAAGUAACGAAGGGCUUAAUUGACUUUAGUCAAUCGCAUCAACGUGCCUGGGGUAUAGAUAUGACGGCCAAAGUCCAAUGUGCGCCCUGCAUAACUACCGACCCUUGGGAUGUAGUUCUUUGCACUUGCAAGAUCACGGCGCAUAGAUAUCGAGAAUUCGUUCCCAAAAUUCCCUAUAGCAGCUUUAGCUCAGCACCUGGAGUUAUAUUUGGCCAGGAGACUGGUUUAGACCAUGACCCUGAAUGGGUUGUUAACAUGAAAGCAAGGACUCGUGGUUGCGACUAA
Plenodomus lingam JN3 is the source of this 432-nucleotide messenger RNA. RefSeq lists its product as uncharacterized. Lineage: Eukaryota; Fungi; Ascomycota; Dothideomycetes; Pleosporales; Leptosphaeriaceae. The record is from RefSeq and is a predicted model, not a curated record.